AUGGGCGUCGUGGAGUGGACGCGCGGGCCGGCCAUCGGCAGGGGCUCCUCGGCCACCGUGUCCGUCGCCGUCGACCGCCGCACCGGCGCCGUGCUCGCGGUCAAGUCCGUGGGCGCCGGCCGGGCCGCCGAGCUCCGGCGCGAGCGGGCCGUCCUCCGCGGCCUCAGCUCGCCCUACGUCGUGCGCUGCCUGGACGCCGAGGACGGGAGCGGCGGCGGCGGCCUCGACAUGCUCAUGGAGUACGCGCCGGGCGGGUCGCUGGCCGACGAGAUCAGGCGGUGCGGCGGCCGGUGCGCCGAGGGCCUCAUCCGGUCCCGCGCGCGCGACGUCCUGCGCGGGCUCGCGCACGUGCACGCCGCCGGCGUCGCCCACUGCGACGUCAAGGCCCGCAACGUGCUCAUCGGCGCCGACGGCCGCGCCCUGAUCGCCGACUUCGGAUGCGCGCGCCGGACGGGCAUUGCCGGCGAGGAGCCGCGGCCGACGGGCGGCACGCCCGUGUUCAUGGCGCCCGAGGCCGCGCGGGGCGAGGCGCAGGGCCCGCCCGCCGACAUAUGGGCGCUCGGCUGCACCGUCAUCGAGAUGGCCACCGGCGCCGGCCCGUGGCAGCGGUUCGCCACCCCCGUCGCGACGCUGCACCACGUCGCCUUCUCGGGCGAGGCGCCGGAGCUCCCGCCGUGCCUGUCGGACCAGGGCAAGGACUUCCUGGCGAGGUGUCUGCGGCAGGACCCCAGCGAGAGGUGGACGGCAGAGCAGCUGCUCGAUCACGAGUUCGUGGCCGUCGACGCCGCCGCCUCGACGUCCAAUUCCGUGCCAGGGGUCACCGAGAAGGCCACGUUCGUGUCCCCCAAGAGCGUGCUCGAUCAGGCCCUGUGGGAGGACGACGACGACGACACGGCGGCAGACACCGCCGAUCCCACGGACAGGGUGCGCGCGCUGGCCGCGGGCGCGCCGGCCGUGCCGGACUGGACCUGGGACGCGAGCUGGAUCACGGUCCACGCCGGCCCCAGCGUCGACGACGACACCGAACACGAGCCAGCAAUGCCGCCGGAGCAGCCGGAGGCGGGCACGGACACCGACGCCAGCGACUCACCCGCGGGCGGCGGCUCCGCCGGGGAGGCGGGGGCCUCGAGCAGCCAGCACGCCGCACAAGGCAACGGCGAUCGGUACGAUGGCACGGGCAGCUGUAACGGCGGGCGCAGCGAUGAUGGAAAUCACGUGGUUAGCGAUUGCAGUACCGUUCCAAUCACAAGCAACGGAUUCUUUUCCGAUCCCAUGUCAUGUUUCGCUUGUCCCAAGUCCCGCCCAAGCUGGCCGGCCCGGCCCGUUUAUUACAGCGCCACCAUGCCUACCUUUCUUCCUCCCGCGUCGCCAUUAUUGGCAGGAGUGGUGAGUACUCCGGCUCCGACUUAA
This is a messenger RNA of Triticum turgidum subsp. durum (durum wheat), 1410 nucleotides long. The record is from the annotation of a GenBank genome assembly. NCBI's taxonomy places the organism in Eukaryota, Viridiplantae, Streptophyta, Magnoliopsida, Poales, Poaceae.